This is a messenger RNA of Ambispora leptoticha, 243 nucleotides long. The record is from the annotation of a GenBank genome assembly. Lineage: Eukaryota; Fungi; Glomeromycota; Glomeromycetes; Archaeosporales; Ambisporaceae.
AUGAGCAAUACUUCCGCCAAUAUUAUUCAGCCCAAAUUCAAAGGUCGUGUACAAAGGACUUCAUAUAAAGCAUCCAAAAAACUUGCCAUUAUUAAUGAAGCUAAAAAGUUUGGCAUUUUGACUGCAGCGCAUUGUACUGGAAAAAUUUCAGCCUAUCCAGCUACUGAGGAAGAACUUCUUAAAUGGAUCAAUGAGCUUCGUCUUGUUAGAAUUGCCGUGAUGGCAGGUGCUAUCAAAUUAUAA